Molecule: messenger RNA, 3627 nt
Organism: Daktulosphaira vitifoliae (grape phylloxera)
Lineage: Eukaryota; Metazoa; Arthropoda; Insecta; Hemiptera; Phylloxeridae
Product: protein argonaute-3-like
Exons: 18
Coding region: 282-3032 (916 amino acids)
Biological process (GO): regulatory ncRNA-mediated gene silencing
Cellular component (GO): P granule
Molecular function (GO): protein binding; piRNA binding
Source: RefSeq, a predicted model, not a curated record
UUUAUUGCUUCUGCAGCAUAUUGAUAACAGAUGGCAAAUAUGUUUUCAAGUAAAAUGUAAACAAACAGUUUCAAAUUAUAAUCACUUCAGAAUUGUACAGACGCAACGAUCUUAAUUUGUGAAUUUUGCAUUUUGGUCAGUACCACAAUGGGAAAAGUUCUUCAUUAGCGUUAUUGUAUCAUAAUUAACAAAAUAGCAUCUAUUGAAAAAUCGUGUUUCUACUUCUUUAAAAGUCUUCAUUUACUUAAUGGUCUAAAGAGGAAAAUAAAAUACUUGCAGACAUGGUUGGCCGAGGCUAUCUUAAAAGUCGUAUUGCUCAAACAGCUAAUGAAGCACAAGCUAUGCAACCUACAGAAAUAUUAUUCUCUAAAGCUUCAUCUGUAACUCCAGUUGAGUCAAUGAUCCAAAAAGAAUCUGUUACUUCUCUAUUCCCUACACCGGUUUCUACUCCUUUGAAAUUUACAUCAAGUUGUGAUGUUCUUGUUCCAGUUCAGCAAUGUGCAGGAGCAGGAAGACGGGCUAUGUUUCAUAGAAAUUUUCCCAAUGGUUCAAAUCCUUUGUCAGAUUCACCAAAAUCUGAAGAUUUAAAGAAUUUAAGAUAUCAAGAGCAAUUAAUUAUGAAACCAAAUGGAUUGCUAGAAAAAAUACAGAAUCAAAAAUUAAUCUCACCACCAUCAUCACCAGAUAGUUCCAAAUCUAUCCAAGAAGCAGAAGAAAAAUCUCCAACAAUAAGAAGAGUUUUACAGUAUGAAGAUAAACCCUCUCAUAGUUUUAAAAUGACGGAACUAUCAUCAAAUUAUCUCAAAAUCUUUCUUGAAGAAAACAAAGGUAUUUAUGAAUAUAGGGUUGAUUAUGAUCCUCCAGUUGAUGCCAGGCAAGCCAGAUUUGCAUUACUUAAUCAGCACAAAGACUUAUUUCCUGUCAAGACUUUUGAUGGCACAGCUCUGUAUAUUCCUAGUCAACUACCUCAGGAUGAAACUAUCCUUAUUAGUAAAUUAGAUUCUGAAUUUAAAUUAACAAUAACAUUUAAACGUAAAACAUCAAUGCAUGAUUGUAUUCAUUUCUACAAUGUACUCCUUCGUCAAAUAAUGAAGGUUUUGGGCUUAGUCGAAUUUGGUAGAAGUAUGUAUGAUCCGGCUAAAAGAAUAUUAGUUCAAGAGUAUAAUUUGGAAGUAUGGCCAGGUUUUAUCACCUCAAUUGAUAAUUUUGAAGGUGGACUUUACUUAUGCUGUGAAGUUUCACACAGAGUUUUACAAACACAAUCUAUUCUAGUAAUAAUGACUGAAAUAAUGAAAUCAAAACAAGAAGAUUAUAAACAAAAAAUAAUGGCUGCGUUGUGUGGUUCUACAGUAAUAACACAUUACAACAGAAAAACUUAUAGAAUUGAUGAUAUUGAUUUUAGUAUGACACCAUUAUCAACUUUUGAAAAAAAUGGUGUACAGAUUUCAUAUGCAGAAUAUUAUAGAAUUUAUUACAAAAUUGAAAUUCAAUGUCUUACACAACCAAUGAUCAUUUCAAAAGCAAAAAAAAAAGAUUUAUUUAAGAACAGCAGUAUGGAAAAUGAUAGUAUUAGUUUAGUUCCAGAACUAUGUAACUUAACAGGUUUAACAGAAAAAAUGAAAACAGAUACAAGAUUAAUGAAGACUCUUCGAGAUUACACUUUAGUUAACCCAGAAAAACGACAAAAUGCUAUAAUGAACUUUGUGCAACGAAUUUAUGAACAUGAGGUUACAAGUAAAAAAUUAAAAGAUUGGGGUCUUAAUUUGAGUCAUGUUCCUGUGAAACUUGAAGGACCAGUGUAUAGAAAUGAAAAUAUUAUUUUUGGAAAUGAAGUUAAAACACCAGUUGAAAAAAAAAUGGAUUGGUGUCAAGAUAUUGCGAAAAAUGCAAUGUUUGCUGCUGUUAAUAUGAAAAAAUGGGCAAUUUUAUUCACUCAAAGAGAUGAACAACUUGUUAAUACAUUUUGUUGCUCAUUAAUAAAAUGUGGAAGACUACUAGGAAUGGACAUAGAUGUACCAGUUAAGUUUAAAGUGUACGGAAUUAAAGUGGAAUGUUUUGUUGCUACUGUUAAUCGGGUCAUCUCAAAUCAUUUUGAUUUGCAGUUUAUUGUUAUUUUAUUCCCAAACCAAAGAGAAGAUAGGUAUAAUGCUGUAAAAAAAAUUUGUUGUGCAGAUCUAGGACUUCCUUCUCAGGUUAUAGUUUCAAGAACAUUGUCGAAACCUGAUAAAUUGAGUUCUAUUACUCAAAAGAUAGCAUUACAAAUGAAUUGUAAACUCGGAGGAUCAUGUUGGGCCAUUGAAAUUCCAUUAACAUUAACCAUGAUAGUAGGUAUAGAUGUAUACCAUGAAAAGGGAAAACAAGUAAGUAGUGUUGUUGGAUUUAUUGCGUCUCUUGACAAACAUUUUACUCAGUGGACUUCUGUUGCUACAAUGCAAAAAUGUACUCAUCAAGAACUUGUCAAGCCAAUUCAAGAUUCAUUUCGUAAAGUUUUACAAAGAUGGAAGAUGAAAAAUGGAGUAUUUCCAGAGAAAAUUAUAAUAUACAGGGAUGGUGUUGGAGAUGGAGAUAUCAAGAAAGUUGAAGAAUUGGAAUUACAGGACUUAGAAAAUUUUUUUAAGAGUUUUACAGAACACUAUAUUCCAAAAAUAACUUAUAUAAUUGUUCAAAAACGUAUCAAUACACGAGUAUUACAAUAUAUAUCUGACAAGAAUUAUUCCAAUCCUGCUGCAGGAACAGUCAUUGAUAAUACUGUAACUCGAAGAAAUUAUUUUGAUUUUUUUUUGGUAUCUCAAUAUACACGACAGGGUACAGUAAAUCCAACACAUUAUAUAGUAUUGAAAAAUGGUUGUAACCUUAGUACAGAAAAUGUACAAAGGCUGUCGUACAAACUCUGUCAUUUGUACUACAAUUGGUGUGGUACUAUUAAAGUUCCAGCUCCUGUUCAGUAUGCUCACAAGUUAGCAUUCCUUAUUGGACAAAAUGUGAGACAAAUGCCACAUGAAAAAUUAAACAACACUCUAUUUUACCUUUAACUUACAAAAUCCUAUUAAUUUUAGAAUAACAAAAUUUGGUUUUAUAUUUUGUUUAUACUAAAAUUUUAUCAUAAACUUAAUAAAUCAUCAAUUUAUGUAUUUCUUUAUAAAUUUAUUUUAUAGUUCAUUUUAAUGUUGACUUACUUUUUUUUUUAAUCAAAAAUGUAAUGAAAUUUUUUUAUAGUAUCAUUAAAACUGUUGACAAAUAAGUUUUUAUAAAUUUAUACUUAAUUAUUUAAGAUAAAAUCUAUAUGUUUAUAUAUUAUAUUUUUAUAUUAUUAUUUGUAUGUCAUUUUAUAAUCAAAUGAAUUAUUAGUAAAAAAGAGAUGUAUUUUAUUCAAUAAUGCCUAUUUUAGUUAUAUUUGAUGGGUCUUAGGAGCCCAUCGAUUAUGAUAAUUUUAAUAAUAUAGCUAUUUUCUACUAAUCGCCAUGUUAUGCUACAAAUGCAUGCUAAAUUAUUUUGGAUGUUAUAAUAAUAUUGCUAAAAAUAUUUGUUUUGAAUUUAUUAUUUUAUAUCAAUAAAUAUAUUGUAAGAUUAUUGUUUAAAAAUUUUAUUUUUAUUUCAAUGUUUUAAAGCAUGAUUUUUUAUUUAUUA